Molecule: messenger RNA, 2096 nt
Organism: Poeciliopsis prolifica (blackstripe livebearer)
Lineage: Eukaryota; Metazoa; Chordata; Actinopteri; Cyprinodontiformes; Poeciliidae
Gene: dpep2
Product: dipeptidase 2
Exons: 11
Coding region: 110-1414 (434 amino acids)
Biological process (GO): proteolysis
Molecular function (GO): metallodipeptidase activity
Source: RefSeq, a predicted model, not a curated record
GUAUUUGAACGCACCGCACUAACAGCUGGGCUAGGUUUUGGCUGUGCCCUCUUCACUUACGGAGCUGACAGAUACAGAGAUCCCGCGGUUUUCCUGCUGCCCGUCUGAAAUGUCUUAUUGGAAAACUUCAGCAGGUGCUUCAUGCAGCCUUUGUGUGCACUCUCUCAGAGCUCUGCUGGCUUUCUCUCUGUGCUGCUUCAUAUCUGGAAACUCUGAAAGAGACAGAGCACACGAUUUAUUAUCCAGAUAUCCUCUCAUAGAUGGUCAUAACGAUUUAGCUCUAAGACUGAGGAUCCAUUACAACAACCAGCUGAGCAAGAUCAAUCUGACUCAGCUCACCAGAGUGGCCACUGAUAUCUCUCGCCUCAGAGCAGGUCAUGUGCAGGCACAGAUGUUUUCAGUGUAUGUUUUGUGUGGGGCCCAGCACAUGGAUGCGGUGCGACUGACUUUGGAGCAAAUAGAUGUAAUCAGACGAAUAUGCACAGAAUACCCUGACUUUGAACUGGUCACGUCCACUCAGGAACUGAGGGAUUCCCUGACGAGGGAUAAAAUUGCUUGUCUGAUAGGUAUUGAAGGAGGCCACUCCAUUGAUAGCAGCCUCCCUGCGCUGCGCAUGUUUUAUCAGCUUGGAGUCCGCUCCAUGUCCCUCACUCAUUCCUGCAAUACUCCCUGGGCUGAAUCUUCUACAAACUAUUACAAAGUCUUUGUAAGGCCCAAUAACAGCCUUACGACAUUUGGAAAGGCUGUUGUGGAUGAGAUGAACAGACUGGGAAUGAUAGUGGAUCUUUCCCACACAUCUUUUGAGACAGCUUCAGCCGUUCUGAACCAUUCUAAAGCUCCAGUCAUUUUCAGUCAUUCGUCCUCCUACAAGAUCUGUAACAACAGUCGUAAUGUACCCGACUGGUUGCUACAUAAGCUGAAAGUGAACAGAGGGCUGAUCAUGGUGAAUUUCUACACCCCUUUUAUUUCCUGCCAGAACGAGGCUAAUGUUUCUCAUUUGGCUGACCACUUUGAUCACAUUAAGGCGGUCAUUGGAGCUAAGUCAAUAGGAAUUGGAGGAGACUUUGAUGGUGGCAUUAGAUUUCCUGUGGGAUUAGAAGAUGUCUCAAAGUAUCCUGUAAUAAUCCAGGAGCUCCUGAAGAGGAAAUGGACAGAGGAGGAAUUGGCCGAUGUCCUUAGAAACAAUUUUCUGCGAGUGUUUGAUGAAGUUGAAAAGGUUCGCAAUGAACUAAGCUGGAAGAAGCCAAGUGAAGAAGAGAUACCUCAAACAGAGGUGGCAAACAAAUGUAGAAUGGAACUCAAACAACCUAUCCUGCGAGAAUUGCUCUCCAACCAGAGCCCAUCCUUAAAAUCAAAAGGACAAAAUUUGUUAUUCCUGGCCUUAGCACUGCUUUUUAAUUCUUUCCUUGACUGACUAAAUCCUGUUCUCUUCUUUAGUUCAGCUUUUUAUUAUCUAUAUGAAGGAUGAGUGCAAAUGUUUAAUGUAGAUAUGAGUGCAAACGUCCAUUAUGCCGUCAUAUUUCAUAUGCACUUAUAGCAUAUAAUUACAAUAGUUAUUUACAUUUUUUACAACUAGGGGUGCACUGAUUGAUUGGCCUGAAUUCCAUAAUUUUGGGUGAUUGACGAUUGGCUGAUACUUUCGGGUGAAACUGAUCAUAACCACGAAUCUUAUCUACCUCUGUAAAGGUCUGAAAAUCAGUCACUGACCUCUUUUGCUGUGCUGUGCAAGAGGGCUGACUCACAGAUCGACUCAUUAGCUCACAUCUGCUGGCAUUUGGUUAACAAUAGUCAACCAAAUACUAAUUUUCUUUUCAAAAAAGUAACUUGAGACAAAUGUAGUUAUUGGAAACUUUGGCAAUGGUGCCAUUCAUAAAGAAAAAAAAAAGGAUAUCCACAAAAAAAUCCGUCUUUUUUAAGACUGGUGAUCUUCCAAAAAAAUUGCAGUCAGUGCAUCCCUACAGCUUAUAUGUAUUUGUUAAAAUUCUGCUUUAUAAGAUGCACUUUAAUAACUAAUGUAUGAAUGUAUUAAUAAAAACAUUUUGUUACUGUAUGCAGUUCAGAAUCAGUAUAUAAAAAAAUAAAAAGUUUAAAAUGGA